Aspergillus calidoustus is the source of this 498-nucleotide messenger RNA. The record is from the annotation of a GenBank genome assembly. Lineage: Eukaryota; Fungi; Ascomycota; Eurotiomycetes; Eurotiales; Aspergillaceae.
AUGGCGCGAAGAGCUCGUUCGAAAUCAAGAGGUCGGUCAACUACGGGCCGAUCGAGAUCCCACUCGAAUCGAACACCCAGGCAGCUUGAUACUCCCGAUUCCUCUCUUCGCACAGCGUCCGAAAAGAGGUCAUCAGCGUAUGAUGCCAACUUCCAACAAGCACUUAUUGAUGUUGGAAUAUACCCUCAGAAUCACCAGGGAUUUCGUGAUCGGCGCCCGCGGAAUCGGGAUGCUAUUAUAGCCAGGCUGGAGAGAAGAAGAGAGUCGAUCUCUGGGCUGGACGAGGACGCCUUUGAUAAUUUUGUGCAAAAAGACCAUGACGCCCGGAGUGAGAAAACCGUGAUGAGCACUGUUUUUCCGAUCAUUCGAGGCUCGGCAGACAUACCAUUCGGAGAAGAGAAGCUCUUUGGAAAUCUGGUCCCGCUCGCAGAACAUCCUUUCACAGGUCGCGUUCCCGACACGCCGCCUUCUGCUUUUGUAUCCUGGUGCAACGGGUAA